AUGACCACUUCAUCAUCGCCAAAAUUUCGUUGUACUUCAGACGAUUGUAAGACCGUAGGUACUUUGAAAUGUGAAGGUUGUUCACAAAUAUUUUGUCGAAAACAUGUUAAUGAACAUCGAAAUCUUCUUAGUCAUCAGUUAGAUGAAAUUGUUCUUGAACAUGAUAUUCUACAUCAAAUGAUUUUGGAAGAUAAAAACAAAGAAAAUAAUAAUCAAUUUCUUCUCAAGGAAAUUGACAAAUGGGAACAAGAAUCUAUUAAAAAAAUUCAACAAACAGCAAAUGAAGCACGACUACAAAUUGAAACAUUAUUCGGUUCACAACAAGAAAUGAUAUCGAAAGAAUUGCAUCAUCUUGCUGAAAAAUUACGAAAAGCUCGAAUCGAUGACGAUUUUGUUGAAACUGAUCUUCGUAAAUGGACAAACAUGUUAGAAAAACUUAAACAUGAUGUUACUAAUGUUUCUUCUUUGACGACUGUUAGUGAAGAUCCAACAAAAUUACUUGUGGCUAAAAUAUUUGUUUCUUUAACUAUGCAACAACAUCUAGAUGAAGACGAACGAUUUGGAAUAUCCUUUGGUAAUGUAUGUAUUGCAGAAAAUGGUUAUUUGACUUAUCAUCAUGGACCGAAUAGAGACAAUGGAUUUGUGUGUGGAAUGAAGGAAUAUUCAUCAGGCAAAUAUAAAAUUCGAUUUUUAAUGAAUAAAAAAGAUUCAGAAUAUAUUAUGUCGUUUAAUAUUAUCUCAAAAUAUACGUCCAUACUCAAUAAAGAAUUCCAUAUAGUUAAAUCAAGUUAUGGAUGGUGUAGCGACGAUGGUAUUUGUUGUUGUGGUUCUGGCUUGUCUUCCUAUGAACUUCGUCAUGAUAUGGAUGAUGAAACGAUAUUUGAAAUCGAACUCUUAAUUGAUUGUGAUAAUCAAAAAAUAAUUUAUUUGAAUGAACGAACAAAAAAUACAAGAGAAAUGAAUGUUGAUAUUAGAAAAUGUCCACUUCCUUGGCAAUUACUUUUUUAUUUAUAUGAUGUCGAAGAUUCUGUUCGACUUUUAUCUUCAACACGAUUACUUUGA
Molecule: messenger RNA, 1062 nt
Organism: Rotaria sp. Silwood2
Lineage: Eukaryota; Metazoa; Rotifera; Eurotatoria; Philodinida; Philodinidae
Source: the annotation of a GenBank genome assembly